UGCAUUAUGACCUUGACCGCGACCAGCCGCGCAAUGCUCCAUGGUGAGCUCAUGCUCAUCCUUGCAGCCUUCAAGGACCUGCCAUCAUCGCACGACGACGAUGACGCCAUAGUUGCGGCCGAGCCCUCGACCGAGCCCGAGGUCCGCGCCGAGUGCUGCUGCAUUUGCCUCGAAGCUAUGCCAUCCGCGGUCGCGACCGAGCCGAUUGAGGUGCCUGAAACAGCGCAAGUGGCCUUGAGUUGCGGUCACGCCUACUGCAAAGGUUGCAUCCAAGCCUACGUAGCCUCCAAGAUCGACACGCGCGAGGUGCAAGGGACGCAGCUCACGUGUCCCGUCCUGGAUUGCCGCCGGGCGUUGGACGCAAUGGACAUUCUUCGCACGACGACCGAAGCCGUGUUUCUCAAGUACUUGCACUUUACAGCGUCGAUCGAGUUUGAGAAGCUGCCGCACGGCCGCCACUGCCCCAAUCCAAAGUGCAACAUUGCGAUCGAGUGCGAUCCGAGUGAGAAGACGUUUGUGUGCCACAAGUGCAGCGCGAGAGGCUGCUUCAAAUGCGGCAACGCGUCGCAUCCGUUUCGGACCUGCAGCCAAGCGCUGGACAGCAUGUACGUGGCAUGGGAAAAGGCGACAAAUGCUUCGUCAAGCACGAAAGCUGUCGCGCCAUGCCCGAGCUGCGGCUACCGCAUCUGGAAGAACGACGGAUGCCAGCACAUGACGUGCCAGAAAUGCCGCCACGAGUGGUGCUGGACGUGCAACAUUACGUGGCGGACGCACAACAACUGGAUGGCGCAACGCUACUGCCACCUUGCCGCCAUCUCGGCCUCACCGCAAUGGGGCCCAUGCCUCCCGAUCCGCGUCGUCACGCAGUCGAUUGCCUUGACGCUAGUCACCGCUGGCGUCUUUGCCGGCGGCGCGAUCGCGGCGGCUGGCCUUGUCGUCGGCAUCCCGCUGGCUCUGCUCUACUUGGUGCCGCGCGAGCUCUAUCGCAAGUGGCGCCGCGGGCGCUUUCAGCGCAAGAAGGUGCAGCUGCACUACCUCGCCGAGAAGGUCCAGCGCGGUACCCACGUCUACGUCCACACGACCGCGGACGAUGUAGUGCUCCCCGACUUGGCAACCACCGGCGACUGGCGCCAUGGAAACGCCGCGUCGCGACAGUAUGUGGCGUACGUCGGUCUUCCCGUCCACGGCAGCUUUGUCGUGUACCUGAGUUCGCGCGACUCGACGCAGCUGGCCGUGACGCCCGGCUACUUUCGAGCCGUGCUCAUGCCCUCGGCAACGGCGACGCUGCCCCCGCCCGAGAUUCUGAACGACCUCGUGCCGUCCACCGCCGAGGAGCGCACACUCACGCUCGUGUACGACGCCGACGCGACAGUGCUGGCCGAGAUGCAGCACGCGGUAUCGACGCUCGAGGCGAUGAACAUUCGCGCGCGCAUCCUUUUUGUGCAGCGACCAGAGACGGCAACGCCGCCAGCGUAUAUGAGCUUGGUCUACACCGCGCUCUUCAAUGCGGCACCGCGACCGUCGGCCUAGUUAGUCGCGGACGGGCCCUUGCGCAGUUGGCAUUUUUCAAUAGCGACAAAUACAAAGUGUACAGAUUUGCUCCAGUA
Molecule: messenger RNA, 1607 nt
Organism: Saprolegnia parasitica CBS 223.65
Lineage: Eukaryota; Oomycota; Saprolegniomycetes; Saprolegniales; Saprolegniaceae
Exons: 7
Coding region: 7-1530 (507 amino acids)
Biological process (GO): positive regulation of proteasomal ubiquitin-dependent protein catabolic process; ubiquitin-dependent protein catabolic process; protein polyubiquitination
Cellular component (GO): cytoplasm; ubiquitin ligase complex
Molecular function (GO): ubiquitin protein ligase activity; zinc ion binding; ubiquitin conjugating enzyme binding
Source: RefSeq, a predicted model, not a curated record